Molecule: messenger RNA, 1908 nt
Organism: Rotaria sp. Silwood2
Lineage: Eukaryota; Metazoa; Rotifera; Eurotatoria; Philodinida; Philodinidae
Source: the annotation of a GenBank genome assembly
AUGUUAUAUUCAAUAGGUUUUGCUUCACUUGAUCUUGUUUUACCCGUUGCUCCACACUAUCGUACUGAUCCGCAAGUACUCAAAGAUGUUGAAAAAAUGCGUACUAAUGCAGCUAGUCGUUGGGCAAAAUAUGAAUUUGCUCAAACACCUUCUGGAUUUCAUAAUAAUAAUAAUAAUACUAAUGACAAUUCAUCAAAAAUAGCAGCAUUAGCACGGCCGAAAAUAGAAGUUUUACGUGCUAAUUCACCCACACUUAAACGUUUGUUAGCUGCACGUAUUAAACUUGAAAAAUAUGCUAAUUCAACUGGACGGACUAUGUCUGCUAGUCGACAAUCUAUGCGUUCAAUACAUGAGACACCAUAUCAGAUAGCUCAUGAAAAACAAUCAUCUGUAUUAUCAAAACCAAUUCAUGAAAAACAAUCACCUACAUUAUCAAAAUCAACUUAUGUACCAUCACAACCACCUCCAGCAUCUUCACACCCAGUUAAGAAAAUUAAAUCUCAAUCAAGUCUUGAUAAUGGACCACUUGAUAAAAUAACUUAUGAAAAAACUUGGACACGUAAUGGUAAUGUAAAACAAAAAUGUUCAUUAGAAAUUUGGUUACCUAAAGCGGGUCUUGAUGAUGAUGAUGGAAAUACAACUCGAACAACAACACCAGAUGUAAAAACAAUUGAAAACAAUUCUCAAACAAUGCCUAUUAUUAAAAGUCGUCGAUCAAGUGUCGCCAAAAUAACAGCGACAACAACAAUAACUAAUAUUGAAGCAAAAUCAUUAGAUGAAAUAUCAUCGAAAAAAUCUGAACCUGUUGUUAUACCACGUGUUUAUCAUUAUGGAGAUUAUAUUAUGGAUAUACCUGAAGAACGACCACGUUCAAGUAAAAGUGUUACAACAGUUAAAUCGGAUGGUGCUGCUUCAAUUAAAAGUGUUCGUCGUCAACAAACACGUCCACAUACUGGUCGUCAAUCAAUAUCAACAAAUAAUAGUGAAGAAAUUCUUCGUUUUGGAACAAUAGAGGUACCCAAAUCAGCUAAAAAUUUAUCUGUUAAUACAAAAUCAACUAGUUCAAAUCGUGAAAUAAAACCUACAAUAAAAUCUAGUAAUCCAUCAAUGAUAAAUGAAUUAAUGCAAAAAUAUUCAUUAAUAAAAAAAAAUCAUCAAGAAUUAACACAAGCGAAAUUACAACUUGAAAAACCAAAUAUUGAUUCAAGAAAUAAUUCAAAUUUAACUAAAGAUCAUUCACCACGUCCUCGACCACCUCCUGUACCUGAAUCAACAUCACUUGUUUCAUCUGAUCAUCCAAUAGUUUCUGUAAAAAGAAUUCUUAUUGAUACAUCAGUUUCACGUGCAACUAAUGAUCAUAGUUAUACAAAUACAAAACUUCUCGAACGACGUUCAUCUCCUCGUAAACCAUCUCAACCGGACAUAUAUCCUCAAUUACGUAUUUUUUCUCUUGCUAAUCAACAACAACAUCGCCAAUCAUCAGCAACUGAAUCUGUUGUUAAUGCUGCCCAUUUACCGAAUGUUAAUGGAAAAAAAACCGAUGAUACACAACGUGCUUUACAACGUAGUAAAACAUUAGAUGUUGUCUUAGAUAUUCCAACAUCAGUUAACGUACCACCACGUGCACCUAUCCAAGCAGAUAAUUCAUCAUCUAAUCGAAUUCACCGUACAACAAAUGGAAUGAUUGAACAAACACCUUCACUUAUUUCUAAUCGAUCUGCACUUAACCUUUAUUCUGAACAUAGAAAACAACAACAACAUAGAUCAUCUAUUAUUCAAAAUUCUCGACAAAAUUAUCAUCGUUCAUCAACGACAACAACAACAAGCGUUCCAACAAAUAAAGUACUUGUUCAUUUUAAUCAUAGUAACAAUGGAAAUUUGGAUCGCAAUUAUCUUGUACCUGAAUAG